This is a messenger RNA of Micropterus dolomieu (smallmouth bass), 6326 nucleotides long. It is a transcript of the gene nfatc3a, whose product is annotated as nuclear factor of activated T cells 3a. The record is from RefSeq and is a predicted model, not a curated record. Gene Ontology annotation, biological process: cytokine production; calcineurin-NFAT signaling cascade; regulation of transcription by RNA polymerase II. The coding region runs from base 562 to 3822 and encodes 1086 amino acids. The transcript is spliced from 11 exons. Gene Ontology annotation, cellular component: transcription regulator complex. Gene Ontology annotation, molecular function: transcription factor binding; RNA polymerase II cis-regulatory region sequence-specific DNA binding; DNA-binding transcription factor activity, RNA polymerase II-specific. Lineage: Eukaryota; Metazoa; Chordata; Actinopteri; Centrarchiformes; Centrarchidae.
GGAGGCGAGGUAGAGAGAAAGAGGGAACGGGACAAUUAAACGGACAAUUCAGUGGCUUUAUAGCGGGCAUUAAAGGCUGGCAGGGAAAGCGCUUCUGUGUUGUUGACUAGGUCGGGAGACGGAGAGAAAUAGUGAGAGACGGAGAGGCAGAGGGGGCAGGCGACUUUCUCUGAAGUUGAAGCCAGAAUUUCGCCAGUGAACUGCCAGAGGAAGAGGAGCCAGCAAACGACCUGUGUUUUGGAUUUGUCAAACGAGGGGAAAACACGGAGUUCGCGUGUGGCCAAAAGCCCGUGAGCUAGAUGAAGUAAAGUUGAAGUUCGGCGUCGUGGCAGUCGGUAAAUGUUGUGACAUUUUAGGAGAGCAUAAAUUGCUCCAGCGGUCGACGGUCGAGUGGCGGGGUAAAAACCCGAGCUGUCAAACCCGAUGACUACUGCAAACUGCCCCGGGAAUGAGGAGCUGGACUUCAGACUGAUAUUCGGAGAGGACGGGCAGCAGCAGCCUCUAGGCCCCGCAGGAUGUGAAAGAGACCACCAGUGACAUCAGAGAGACUGAUCUAGGCUAAUGAAAUCUCCAGAUGCCAACAGUCACCACAACCACUUAAUGACUAAUCUGGAGCCAGAUGACAACACAUCGUUCUACAUCCUAAAUGUGGGCCAGCCUCAGUCCAUGGUCACCAACCACCAGUCUAUUGGCCUGCCACGCCAUGGCAUGCAGUCCCACUCCCAGGUCAUCAGCACCUCCCCACGCUUUCAGUCGCACAAGCCAGGAUCUCAGCCUCCGAGCUAUGAGGCACAAGACUUCAAGUACGGCACCUCCCCCCUGCUGCCCUCUGCUCCUGUGGAGGCACCAAAGGCCUUUGAGUGCCCCAGUAUCCAGAUCACCUCUAUCUCUCCCAGCUGCCAGCAGGAGAUGGAUGCCAAUGAGGAGAAUCUGAGGGCCAAUGGGCCUGAUGGGGACUACCAUGGUGACAGGCCCUUAUCCAGAGACCACCUGUAUUUGCCCCUGGAUCACUCUUACCGGGAUUCUUCUCUCAGCCCUAGCCCAUGCAGCAGCCUCUCCUCUAGGAGCUGGUUCUCUGACGCCUCCUCCUGUGAAUCAUUCUCACAUGUCUAUGACGAUGUUGACUCAGAGCUAAAUGAAGCAGCUGCCCGGUUCACCCUGGGCUCCCCACUUACUUCCCCAGGCUGUGCCUCUCCUCAAACUGGUGGUGGAGUUUUGGAGGAACAGCCCCACUGGCAGCACCACCACCCUGCCUUUGUGCAUCACUCCCACUCUGUCAGUCUGUCACCCCGACAGUCCCCCUGCCACUCACCACGCACCAGUGUCACUGAUGAAAAUUGGCUUAGCCCCCGACCACCUUCCAGACCCUCCUCACGCCCCACCUCACCCUGUGGGAAGAGGCGCCACUCCAGCGCCGACAUCUGCUACCCCGGCUCAUUGUCUCCUCAUCACUCGCCCGCACCCACGCCAGGACCCUCACCUAGGGGCAGCGUGACAGAGGACACCUGGGUUGGCAGUCCUUCUGUAGGCAUGUCACCCUUCCAGUGCUGUCCAUCUGAGGCAGACAUCCCAUCCAAGACAAGGAAGACCUCACAGGACAGAACAGCUAUGCAGACUGGGAAAGGAGAUCUGGGGCUAGAUGACCAAGGAAAUAUGUCUCCUAAUCUAGACUCUCCUUCAGACGAAGCCCUGCACAGCCUGAAGAAGGAUGGGCCGGGGGAACAGUUCCUCUCAGUGCCCUCUCACUUCUCAUGGAAUAAACCCAAGCCUGGUCAUACACCUAUAUUCAGGACCUCCUCACUGCCUCCUCUAGAUUGGCCGCUGCCAACUCAGUUUGGGCAGUAUGAUCUGAAGAUAGAGGUGCAACCCAAAGCCCACCACCGAGCGCACUAUGAGACCGAGGGCAGCCGAGGAGCUGUAAAAGCAGCCUCCGGUGGCCACCCAAUCGUCAAGCUCAUUGGCUACAACGAGAAGCCCGUCAACCUGCAGAUGUUCAUUGGAACAGCAGAUGACCGUUACUUGAGGCCACACGCCUUCUACCAGGUGCACCGGAUCACCGGGAAAACCGUAGCCACAGCCAGCCAAGAAAUUGUAGUCUCCAGCACCAAAGUUCUUGAAAUUCCACUCCUGCCCGAAAACAACAUGACCGCCAGUAUCGACUGUGCUGGCAUCCUCAAGCUGCGGAACUCAGACAUUGAGCUGCGGAAGGGGGAGACGGAUAUAGGAAGAAAGAACACACGGGUCCGUGUGGUGUUCCGAGUGCACAUCCCUCAACCCAACGGGAAGGUGGUGUCACUGCAGGCUGCCUCCAUUCCUGUGGAGUGCUCCCAGCGUUCAGCUCAAGAGCUGCCCCAGGUUGAGAAAUCCAGCCUGACCAGCUGUCUGGUCAGCGGGGGAGAAGAGAUGGUCAUCAGCGGCUCCAACUUCUUCCCAGAGUCCAAGGUCAUCUUCCUGGAGAAAGGCCCUGAUGGACGACCACAAUGGGAAGUUGAAGCAAAAAUAAUCCGUGAGAAAUCUCAAGGAUCGUGCAUCAUGGUGGAGGUCCCUCCCUACCACAGUAAGACUGUGGGUUCAGCUGUGCAGGUGCAAUUUUAUGUCUGCAAUGGCAAGCGGAAAAGGAGCCAAUCACAACGCUUCACUUACCUUUCAGUCAUGGUGAAACAGGAGCACAGAGAGGAGCUGGACCUUCCUGCAGUACCCCCUAUGUCCAUGCCCCUGGCACAUGCUGCCAGUCUGGUGCGCACCCAGCUGCCUUCUCCUGAGCAGGGCCACCCAUCGGACAACCUUCUGUCCAGCUCCCCUCAUGGCCUGGCUACAGGCUCUGGACCUGGCCUGCUACCCCUGCAGGCCCCUUGCUCCUCCUUGGGCUCCCCGUCUUUUCAGCACCUGCCUCACCUUCAGGGUCGCAGUUUGCACCACCCCCCUGCAGACUGCCACAUGACGUUCCACCCAAGCUCUGCCCCUGCUCCUCUUCCUGCUCCUCCCCGGCCCUCCUACCAGCCUAUGCAGCACAGCCACAGUCACGGUCAUAGCCUGCCCUUCAAUGGCCAGUCCAGUCUUCCUCCUCAGGGCUAUGAGAGGAUGCCCUUUCAGCACAGCCCCAGUGCAGCGUCACACCCAAUGGGCAUGGGAAUGGUGUACUCUUCCUCCCCUUGUUCCUCACCAUCAGCUCCUUCCUCUUCAACUACCAACCCCAUCGCUGGGUCUCCCCAAAGCCAGCAACCCCUGCUCACCCCCUCAUCCCCACACCUCCCCACACUCGGAGGCUAUCACUGCUCCCCGAAUCCCACCCAGGUGCCCUCUCCCGGCAGCCACCCCCUUGUGGGGCAGCACUCCUCCCAGCUGCAGAGGGCUAUGGGCUACCAUCCGGUAGGUCAAAGGUCAGCCUCCUGCCCCACACCGUCCAGUGCCCCUCCUCCCCGGAUGAUCCCCUCUCCGCACUCUGGGCCUUCCUCCCCUCAGCUCCACUCGCUGCCCUACCAGUCUCCCACCUCAUCCUCCCCCACCUCUUGUGGCAGUCCUCUGGGGCUGCUGCAACAGCAGCAUUCGGGGCAGCCUUCUCCUCAAGCUACAAGCCCGGUCAUGGCUAGCCUGUCCCCAGCUGCAGCAGGGUCUCUGGUUCACCCUCUAAGCCCGCAGGGGCCCUUCCCCUCAGAUGGGGAGAGGCUGAACAUCAAACAGGAGCCAGAGGACAGGGAGCCCACUUUCCGUUCCAUCGGCCUGCAGGACAUCACGCUGGACGAUGUGAAUGAAAUCAUUGGCAGAGACAUGUCCCAGUCCCCCAGCACUCAUGGUCCUUCAUCAGCACACAACCAGUCAUAGCUCAGCCCACUCAGGCCCUGACGCAGCCUUUCGGGUUGUGAACCAUCCACUCCAGCUCUAAACCCUGCGGCUCCAACACUGACCCCGGGCCCCGGAUCCAGGUGCUGGUCCUGUCUGCGAUGGGACAAGAGGGCAUCGAGGAGAUAAGAAAGACUGUGGUCAAAUACAGAAUACGACUGGAGAUUCUGUUAAAGUUCUUAUGGACCUGCUAGACCACCAAGCCGGACAAGAGGACACUCUCAUAUGUCAUUCACACUCAUUUGCGACACAGAACUGGUCAGAUUAAAACAGGAAGGUGAGCAGGAGCCAUGUCGAGUUACACCGAGGUUGAAAUGGUUGCAGAAUAACGAGGAUUAAUAAGAUGUGACCCCGUCUCCCUUCACUAGACGUGUGCCUGACUUUUCCGAGCGGCGCUGUCUUCCUGACCAAUCAGCUGUCAAUGAUUUUAGGAGCACUCACUUUUUCAAAUAACCUUCUUCCGGGGAGACAAUCCAAUGGCGUGUGUUCCCCUCCUCCCCCCUCACCAGCAUUGACCCACGUGAAUGAAGACGUCUUGAGACAUAUAAGAAUAAGCGCACUGUGCUCUCACAGGAAGCCAGAUCUCAGAAUCAAAACAUUCUGCGUUUGCCUGAGUGAGCAUCAGCAACGUGUGGCGUGAUGUGACCAUGCAGCAAAACUAAACACACAUGGAAGGCAGAGAUUAUAGACUUGCGGAGCUUCUAGAAAAAUUUAUUAUUAGUCGUAAAAUUGAAAUACCAAAUUCAAAUUAAAACCAGCCUGAAUGAUCUGAAUUUUAAUGAUCAGUAAAAAAAAAAAAUAAAUAAGUUUCAGAAAAUGUUGCAGUAUCGACGCUGGUCUGGGAUCUGCAACCUGCAACAUUCCACAACUUUUAGUAACCUUGCAGCCGUGUAGAUAUCUGUACAUGAAUCCCCCCUCCCUUCCUCUUUCUGUCUCUUCUGUUUUGUCUUUAUGUCCUCCCUCUCCUGUGUUAACUGAUCUUCUUGUUGAACAAACGCCUUAUUAACACCUAGCAGCUUUGUUAGCGAAAGCUUUUUGAUGUUAUUGUUUUGCACAGCUAGCUUUGACUGUAAAAAUUUUUGGACACAGAUGUGCGACUUGGAUCACGUGGGUACGACUUCAUGAAUCCUGAUGAGGGGUGAGUGAGUGACAGGACUCAGCUAGCCCUCUUGAUCGUUUUCAUUCAAAGAUAUUUAACGGCGCCCGUUAAUUCCACAUUACAGAGGAGUGUUUUUAUGAAUCUGCAGAGACAAACCUCUCUGAAAAUUCUUUUCAUGCAAUAACUCCCCCAGAUCUCCCAGGGGCCCUUGUGUGCCUUCUGAUUCCUAACAGCCACCAUGGUGAUGGUGUGACAGCCUAGGCGACACAUAAUGAGAAAUAUUCUGAAACGUUUUUUAUACGUAAAGAUGUCUAUAUAUUGCAUUUAUGUGUUGUUCCCUCCUUCGGUAAUGAUAAAGUCCCAAAGUCUGAAGAUCAAUAUCUGGAUUUAACAGGGUCUUCCACAUGCCCGUUUGCAACAAUCAAUGUUUGCUAUUCACAAUCAAAGACUUCUCCUUAAUUGUAUCCAGAAUUUUGUCUGUUCUUGAUGAUUUAUACAUUAAUUACUACUCUGACCAACAUGCAGCGCCUGUACGGCAGCAAUAACAUGGUCUGGAGAAAGGAGAAAAUGUUUCAGUGUUUCAGGCAUGUUUGUAGUCAGGUGUGACGUGGAUGUGAACAGACAGAGACUGAUUCUGGCGCAAAGAUUUCCAUUGGCUUUUUUAUUUUAAUUUUUUUUGCCUUAAGCUUGACAAUGAUGCUCCUGCGUGUGAGAGCUGAGGAGUGUUGCUUUUGACGAUUUGAAGUCAGUUUCCAGGUGAAAAUGAUUCUGCUAUGCAUUCAAAUUCUGCCUAAUGCCUUUAAAAAUGACAGAGAGAAAAAAGACAAAAAAAAGACCUUGAUGCCUAUAGAAGUAGACUGUAGACUUGUUGUAGAUGCUUGAUUGAUUCUGUUAGCAUCCUGGAAUUGUCCAUCAGCCAAUCUGCCUUGUCAAAGACGCAGUGUAAGCAUCUUAAUAGGAUCAGUUGUGUGUGAGUGAGAGAGUGUGUGUGUGUGUGUGUGUGUGUGUGAGUGAGUGGAUGGUCGAUGUUUGUACCAAAUAUGCUGUAUAGAAGACAGGAAUUUUUAAGAGUCCUAUUUUCAACAAAAGAAGCACACAAAUAUAUUUAGGCUAUGCAAACUAUAACAGCAGCAAAUGUGAGGUAUGACAUUAAAUAUGAAAAAUGAGAUUAUAAACUUUUUAAUAAAGUUGCUUCACAGAACGGAAAGGAGGAAAAAAAAGCAGUCAGAUAGUGAGAGUAUCAUGUCACUAUGUAAUCUAUUAGGAUGCCUUAACUCUUGGUUUGAAAACCAGUUUGUCAGUGUGUCUGUAUGCUGUUCUGGGUUGAUUUUUUUUUCCACGACUAAGACAUAAGUCAGCAAACUAUUAUUAUUCAUUUUUAUUUGUU